GAUCCAAAGACAGCCCGUUUCGUCAACGACAUCAGAGCUUGCACCGUGUACCUCGCCAUGAAUCUGGCCACACCUGACUUCGUUCUCGGCUCAGUGCUCUUUGCCAUUGCUCUUCUCUAUGUAUCUCGCAGCCGACGGUCGUCGAUCCCGCACCACCUCCCGCCAGGUCCUCGCCCGCUGCCACUGAUCGGCAACGCGCAUCAGAUGCCGUUCGAGUACCCAGAGCAGACGUUCGCUAGAUGGAAGAACCUAUACGGCGACCUCAUCUUCUUGCGGAUGUUCAGCACUCCGUUGCUGGUCGUGAACUCCGCGAGGGCGGCACGGGACCUCUUGGAGAAGCGCAGCGCGAAGUACUCGGGCAGGCCAUACUCAGUCUUUCACAUCGAGCUCAUUGGGUGGGACGCAGAGAUCGGGAUUAUGAACUACGGAGAGAGAUUCAAGAAACACCGCCGACCCGCGAGGCGCACACGCUCCUCGCCAACCUCCUCCGCGACCCGGAGAACUUCGCGCGGCACCUCCAUCGGUUCUCUGGCGCGUCGAUGCUCGAGACGCUCUACGGCCACAGCGUCACCGACGACGACGACGAGUACCUGAAGCUGAUCGACAAGGCUAACGACACCAUCGCGUCUUCAUCCGCCCCAGGCGCCGCGCUCGUGGACUUUCUCCCGUUCCUGCAAUAUACCCCCGCCUGGCUUCCCGGCGCUGGGUGGAAGCGCAAGGUGCUGGAAGCGAGGGAUGCUCUGACGGAAGCCUCUACGAGGUGUUAUGCGCUUGCAGAAGCGCAGGCUCACGCCGGAAAGCCAUCUAUCAUCGGCUCGAUCAUUGGGGAGUGCUCAGACAAAGGCAUUUUGGCGUCCGAAGAACAUGAGAUUAUGCAACUCGGGUCUGUCACGUACUCCGCCGGGACAGAUACGACCAAGAGCGUGUUGCACAGCUUCAUACUUGCGAUGGUCCUGCAUCCGGAAGUUUACGCGAAAGCACAACAAGAGAUGGACACCGUGAUCGGCCGAGAAAGGUUGCCAACGCUGGAGCACCGGGAUUCCCUUCCCUACAUCGAGUGUGUACUCAAAGAGACAUAUCGCUGGAUCUGUCCCGUUUGUCUAAGCAUACCUCAUGCAUCCUGCGAAGACGAUGAAUACAAUGGAUAUUUCAUCCCAAAGGGUACCGCGAUAAUCCCCAAUCUCUGGCUAAUGCUACGAGACCCGGAAGUCUACUCUGAGCCAGAACUAUUCCGCCCGGAACGCUUCUGGGCGCUGUCAGCAGAGGAGUUUGAACGCACCGAUCCUCGGAACAUCGUGUUUGGACACGGUCGAAGGAUCUGCCCAGGUCGCCGCUUCGCAGACGCAAGUGUGUGGCUAGCGAUCGCGGGCAUGGUGGCGACGUUCGACAUCCAGAAGGCCAGGGACGCCUUGGGGAAGGAAAUAACGCCGCGUGUUCUGUACGAGUCUGGAUUCACGAGCGCACCUGCUCCCUUCAAGUGUGCUAUCCAACCGCGGUCGAAACAAGCUGUAGAGCUGAUCGGCAGGACUUUGUGAAGUAAGCACGUCCAACAUGUAGGACUGGGUUUGGCAGCACAUGCCCUCGGCUAUGACGUCAACACGGCAUGCUCCCAUGAAGGGGAUAUACAUACUGUACGAGAACACGGUGGGAAGAGCUACUACGCGGCCAACUGCCAGGGACUCUACGUAGCCGUUUCGAAUCGUUUGCGUUCAGAGGUUUCGUGAUGUAAACCAUAUAA
Messenger RNA from Rhodofomes roseus, 1738 nucleotides. Its product is annotated as cytochrome P450. The record is from RefSeq and is a predicted model, not a curated record. The transcript has 15 exons. Lineage: Eukaryota; Fungi; Basidiomycota; Agaricomycetes; Polyporales; Fomitopsidaceae. Gene Ontology annotation, molecular function: oxidoreductase activity, acting on paired donors, with incorporation or reduction of molecular oxygen; heme binding; iron ion binding. Bases 240 to 1535 code for a protein of 431 amino acids.